Necator americanus (New World hookworm) is the source of this 600-nucleotide messenger RNA. RefSeq lists its product as uncharacterized. The record is from RefSeq and is a predicted model, not a curated record. Lineage: Eukaryota; Metazoa; Nematoda; Chromadorea; Rhabditida; Ancylostomatidae. The transcript is spliced from 5 exons. The coding region runs from base 1 to 600 and encodes 199 amino acids.
AUGUCGGAUGUGUCGAACUCCUUCUCAGCUCGGGAGACCCUGCCGGAGGACGAACCUCCGCUGUGCAUCGCAGUUCGAUGCCCAGAGUCACCUUCAGGCCACUAUGAGGCGGUAAACCGUUGUGGAAGCUGCACAUUUUACAUGCUUAAAUCUGUGGUUACUGCUGUGGGUCUUGAUGUGAAGUUCCCUAGGCGUUCCUCAGGGGCCAAUCUUGGGGUUAAACUCAUCAACAAUGACCUUGUAGAAGCAUCAAACGGAAAGUUCUUGGAUACAUCCUAUCGUUUAUUUAAUGAACAGAAAGUUCACAAGGCUAUGGUUGACUGCGUCACCAACGAAGUCUUCAGAUCGGCGCUCGGUCCAAAAACAUGCUCACCAGCUAGAAUGGCCAAAAGUAGACAAGUAGCCGUCUCUGCACCUUUCUUCAAUCAAGCCUCUCCAUCGCGAUGCAGCCAAAAUCUCUUACCUGGCGUUGUUGUUCAGCAUACAGUCCAGGUAACAGAACUCACCGACGAGUUUGAUCGACUGUCCAUCCACCCGGAUCCCCGUACGAGGUCUCGAAGAGAGCCACAUCUGUUUGCACUUAUCAAGGCGUAUACAUAG